Pseudoliparis swirei is the source of this 2861-nucleotide messenger RNA. Its product is annotated as proline-serine-threonine phosphatase-interacting protein 1-like. Lineage: Eukaryota; Metazoa; Chordata; Actinopteri; Perciformes; Liparidae. Gene Ontology annotation, cellular component: actin filament; cytoplasm; plasma membrane. The coding region runs from base 74 to 1330 and encodes 418 amino acids. Gene Ontology annotation, biological process: actin filament polymerization. Gene Ontology annotation, molecular function: actin filament binding. The transcript is spliced from 15 exons. The record is from RefSeq and is a predicted model, not a curated record.
CCUUCCACAACUUCACUGAAGUUUAUUUGAAGUUUAGAGAGAAAGCGGUGAAAGAAGUUCACCCUCUGAGUUCAUGGAAGCGACGCCUGAGAUGACACCUUUGCUGUUUAAGGAUGCGUUCUGGGGGUCCAGUUUCACGUGCCAUGCAGGGUACGACGCUAUGAUCCAGAGGCUGCAAGACGGAAAGCAAAUGUGCAAAGAUGUGGAGGAGCUUUUAAAGAUGAGGGCGCUGGCGGAGGAGAAGUACGGGAAGGAGCUGGUGACCGUUGCUCGCAAAGCAGGAGGACACACAGAGAUCAGCACCACGAGAGCAUCCUUUGAUCUUUUAAAAACACAAAUCGAGAACAUCGGUAACUUUCACAUCCAGCUCUCCGAUAUAUUGAAAGAGGAGGUGAAAAAGAUUGAGACAUUCAGAGAGCGGCAGAAAGAGCAGAGGAAGAAGCUCCAGAGCAUCAUGGAGAAGGUUCAGAAGAAAAAGGUUUAUUUGUACAAGAGGACCAUGGAAUCGAAGAAGUUUUACGAGCUGAGAUGCAGAGAGACGGACGAGGCGGAACAGGGGCUCGAGAAGACAAGCGUUGCAUCCAAAAACUCUGAAAAGAUGCGUCACAAGGCGAAGCAAAGCAGGCAGGCAGCCCGUGAAGCCGAGAAGCUGUACUUUACCAACACUGGUCAGCUAGAGAGUGUUCGCCAGGACUGGGAAGAGACACACAAAAGCACCUGUGAGGUGUUCCAGCAACUGGAGAGAGAUCGCAUCAGCAUGCUUAGGUGCUGUCUCUGGGACCACUGCAACCACUUCUCCACACAGUGCGUCAAAGACGACGAGUUCAUCGAGGAGGUGAGGAAGCUCCUGGAACAGUGUGACAUCACAACAGACAACAACUAUUUCAUCGGCAUGAAAAGUACCGGAACGAGGCCUCCGGAGUCCAUAUUGUUCGAGAACUUCUACCAGACGGAGACGUCUCGGCACGGCAACGGCCGAGCUCAUUUCGCAGUGGGAGAAGAAGAAGACGGGACGAUGAGGUGCUCUGAUCCCCUUGUGGCAAGUUCUGUGAACAUCUAUGUCAACAGUCUUCAAAACUCACCAAUGACACCUGUUGGCGAGUUUGCAGCCCUCCCUGACCUCCAGCAGGGGGCAGCAUCGGCCCCACUUGCAGCCGAUGAAGACGUCUACAUUGUGCUUUAUGAAUACACAGCCCGGGCGGAGGAUGAGCUGUCCGUCACCAGAGGAGACGUGGUCCGGGUGCUGGAACGAGGAGAAGACUGCUGGUGGACAGCGGAGAGCAACGGGCUGACCGGGCUGGUGCCGGGAAACUAUCUGGGCAAAAUAUGAGCCACCUGGAGUCGUUCCUCGGCUUCCAGGGACUUUGCUUUUGUCAGUACCGCCAAUAUAAGUCAUUAUUAAGCUCGAUGUGAUGAAUCACGAGGAGACUUGAGAUGAAGUUCAGUGGACAUGGCGUUUAAGGGUGGGUAAAUUGAAUGGCCCUGUAUUUGGCAGUGCACAUUUGGACAAUUUUACAUAUAACGCGCCCAACUUUAUUCCUCAUUUAGCUCACAGUUUAACACGUGUGCUCAUCUGGACACGUACCUGUUCUCCUCCAUUCGCUUUUGCUAACGUUAGCUAAGUUUGCUGUCACAAUGUCAGCGUGUUGUCCUGCUGCUUUACCCUCUCAGGAAGACGCCUGAGACCCUGAAAGUCUUGACCUGGUACCGUUGACCUGGUAGGCUACUGUUGACCUGGUACCAUUGACCUGGUAGGCUACUGUUGACCUGGUACCAUUGACCAGAUACCGUUGACCUGGUAGGCUACCGUUGACCAGAUACUGUUGACCAGGUACCGUUGACCAGAUACUGUUGACCUGGUACCAUUGACCAGAUACUGUUGACCAGGUACCGUUGACCAGAUACUGUUGACCAGGUACCAUUGACCAGAUACUGUUGACCAGGUACCGUUGACCAGGUACCAUUGACCAGAUACUGUUGACCGGGUACCGUUGACUUGGUAGGCUACUGUUGACCAGGUACCGUUGACCAGAUACUGUUGACCAGAUACUGUUGACCUGGUACCGUUGACCAGAUACUGUUGACCUGGUAACUUUGACCUGGUAGGCUACUGUUGAUCAGGUACUGUUGACCUGGUAUUGUUGACCUGGUAGGCUACCAUUGACCAGAUACCGUUGACCUGGUAGGCAACUGUUGACCAGGUACCGUUGACCAGAUACUGUUGACCAGAUACUGUUGACCUGGUACCGUUGACCUGGUAGGCUACUGUUGACCAGGUACCGUUGACCAGAUACUGUUGACCUGGUACUGUUGACCAGGUACCGUUGACCAGAUACUGUUGACCAGAUACUGUUGACCAAUCACACCAGCAGGCUAAAACCCCCAUGUCCUCUGACAAGCUAACAGUUAGUGUUAGCAUUAGUUAGCGUUAAAUAGUAUUACUUAUACCAGCGGUUUGGUUUAAAACUAGAUCUCGCGCCUGGUGGGGCACGACGAGGUGUUUAGUCUUCAGGUUUCUCUUCAAAAUGCAUGAUUAAAAAUGUGUCCUGUACAAGAUAAUACGUAUAAAAUUUGUUUUUUACCGCCGUUAUUUGCAGCAGGAUAACAACCCUUGGCAUUGCAUUCCAGAUAACGUUGACAUUUAAAGCACCAUUUUAAAUCUACUCCUCCAUCUCUAUCCACUCACUUUAAAUUGUAGCAUAAUAAUAAGCAGAUGAUGUUUUAUGACAUGCUUUCUCCAGGAUGUUAUGGAUUUCUAAAUUACUCACCACUGCGCCUGGUUUCUCACAUUCUUGUGAGCUGGGGAAGAUUGAAGGUUACAGUACUUUAAUUGUCUGCAGGUCCAUUGGGGAAACUGUUUU